Psylliodes chrysocephalus is the source of this 408-nucleotide messenger RNA. Lineage: Eukaryota; Metazoa; Arthropoda; Insecta; Coleoptera; Chrysomelidae. The record is from the annotation of a GenBank genome assembly.
AUGAAGGAAUGCUCAGUGUUCAUAUUCGAGAAACGGUGUGCCGAAAAACUCCAUAAACCCAAACGAAAAGAAACGGUAACAGAAAUCCUACGAGGCAGCGUUCGACAGCUGGAAAGGUACCGCCACCCCAAAAUCCUGCACGUCCUUCACGCCAUCGAAGAGUGCGCUGACACUUUGGCCUUCGCCACCGAACCCGUUUACGCCAGUUUGGCGAACAUUUUGGCGUACCACGAAAGCACCGUCAACCAUGGCGGGAUACAUUCCGCGCAUCAUCAGCAGCACCAGACGCAGCAGAGGCCGGCCAAUUCUAGGGAAUACAAUUUUUUGGAUUUGGAAUACAAAUACGGGAUAUUGCAGAUACCCCAAGUAACUUCUAAAGCUGGUUAUAUUGAUUUGACCAGCAAUUAG